Molecule: messenger RNA, 546 nt
Organism: Castor canadensis (American beaver)
Lineage: Eukaryota; Metazoa; Chordata; Mammalia; Rodentia; Castoridae
Source: RefSeq, a predicted model, not a curated record
AUGGAGCCCUCGGCGGACAAGCUAGCCGCGGCUGCGGCUCAGGGCCGUGCGGAGGAAGUGCGGGCGCUGCUCGAGGCUGGCGCGCAGCCCGACGCCCCGAAUCGUUAUGGUCGCAGGCCCAUUCAGGUCAUGAUGAUGGGCAACGUUCGCGUGGCGGAGCUGCUACUGCUCCACGGCGCGGAGGCCAACUGCCCGGAUCCCGCCACGCUCACCCGACCCGUGCACGACGCAGCCCGGGAGGGCUUCCUGGACACGCUGGUGGCGCUGCACGGGGCCGGGGCGCGGCUAGAUGUGCGCGAUGCCUGGGGCCGUCUGCCCGUGGACCUGGCUGAGGAGCGGGGUCACCACCACGUCGCGCGCUACCUGCGCUCCGCAGGUAGCCAAGCCGGCGCAGUUGCCACGCAAGCCCCCCCAGAGCCUGCUGUGCCCUUUGGUCACGCAAAUCACUGGCUCUUUCUGCACCAGGUGCAAGAAGUGCCUGGAGAUGUGAAAAGGGGAGGCGACAUCUUCAAGUCCGACUUCUUGUGCGAUACAGCCCUGACGUAG